Molecule: messenger RNA, 2896 nt
Organism: Macadamia integrifolia
Lineage: Eukaryota; Viridiplantae; Streptophyta; Magnoliopsida; Proteales; Proteaceae
Product: pentatricopeptide repeat-containing protein At1g08070, chloroplastic-like
Exons: 1
Coding region: 517-2568 (683 amino acids)
Biological process (GO): RNA modification
Molecular function (GO): RNA binding; zinc ion binding; protein binding
Source: RefSeq, a predicted model, not a curated record
UUACCCGUUCCCAUGCACAACAAUUACUCCUUUCAUCAUUUACCCAACAAGAGAGGAGAGUAUUUGACCAGUUAACGGAAGCUUUGAAUUCCAAAAGACCCAUCUUCUCCUCCAUGCACCCCAAUUGGAAAUGGAGCUGAAGUACCAAACCCAGUAAAACCGAAAACCCAAAAACCAAAGGCGACUCCAUUGUAACACCAGAGAGUUGAGUGAUUCAGUAAAGCUUUGAUGAAUAUAAAUAAUGCAGGAGGACUGGAGAAGUUUUUCAGUGGGUCCUAUUGUUUGGCUUAAAAAUUUUGACCAGACAUCUCUGCCUCUCUUUCAAGACUUCAGAGGAUUGGGGACCUGAAAUUCAAAAUGGUAUUCUGCUGGUCAUUUGAAAUCAAUAACUCAUGACGACUUUUGGCACCUUGGGGACCCAAGAUGUGGGACUGAAAACGAAACCAUCUGAGGAGUUUUCCAAAUCUUCUUGGUUUUGAAGGCAAGAGAAUUGAAAAGCUAACACUCCACAUUGAUAUGUGGUGUCUGAAGUCUCUGGCAGAGUUUGAACGAAUGCAGAAGCAGCUUGCACUGUCCCUCUUGAAGAACAGCGAAGCAACCAAAUCCUUGAUGCAUUUAAAGAGUCUCCACGUCUACUUGAUAAGAACUGGGCUGCACCAGAGCAACUUUGCAAUAGGAAACUUCGUGGCACACUGCGCCCAUGUGGGUGCAAUGAGUUUUGCAAACCAAGUGUUCACUCAAAUGCUCGAACCCAACUCCUUCGUUUGGAACACCAUGAUCAGGGGAUUCCAACAGAACCAUGAACCCCAAAAGGCCCUUCUACUCUUUCGUUGUAUGAAAUUCCGAAACAUUCCACCCGAUUGCUUCACCUUCCCCUUCGUCAUCAGGGCUUGUGCGAGUUUGCAGGAUCUUCGUAAAGGACAAUGCAUCCAUGGGCUGUUGUUUAAAAUCUGCGUGGAUGCAGAUGUUUACAUAGCGACGAGUUUAGUAGAGUUUUAUGCAGCUCUUGGGCAUACGAGGGUUGCUCACAAGGUGUUCGAUGAAAUUCCUGCUAAAGAUCCAGUGUCUUGGACGACCAUCAUGGCCGCUUAUGUGAACCAAUGCGGUGAUAUGAAUAUAGCCCACCAAAUCUUUUGUGAAAUGUCAGUGAAGGAUCUUGUAGCCUGGAAUACCAUGAUCGGAGGCUUUGUGAAAAUUGGGGACAUGAGACUUGCUAAGGCGCUAUUUGAUCAAGCACCUGUCAAGGAUUUGUUAUUGUACAAUACACUGUUAGGGGGCUAUGCAAAACAUGGUGAAGCUGAACUCAUGCUACGGUUUUUUCAUGAGAUGCCUGAGAGGGAUUUGGUGUCUUGGAAUUCAGUCAUUGGGGGCCUUGUACAGAGUAAGAAGAUUAAUGAAGCUAUGGUAUUAUUUCACCAGAUGCAAAUAGAAGAUCUGAAGCCUAAUGAGGUGACACUUGUGGGUGUUCUUUCUGCUUGUGCUCAAGUAGGGGCAUUGGAUACUGGGAGGUGGAUUCAUUCCUAUAUUGACAGGAAUGGUUUUGGCUUGAAUCUCUUGGUUGGGACUGCCUUAGUUGACAUGUAUUCUAAAUGUGGGUCUUUAGAGGGUGCACAACUUGUUUUUGAAAGAAUGUUGGAAAGAGAUGUUGUGGCCUGGAAUGCAAUGAUCAUGGGAUUUUCUAUGAAUGGGCAAAGUAGAAAGGCAUUGGAGUUAUUCUAUCAAAUGAGAAGUGGAAAUGUGAAGCCCAAUGAAGUUACAAUGAUUGGGGUAUUGUGUGCAUGCACUCAUGCAGGAUUGGUAGAUGAAGGACAAAAAUGGUUUUAUGCUAUGCACCAUGAACUUGGUAUUGCCUCCAAGAUUGAGCACUAUGGAUGCAUGGUUGACCUGCUUGGUCGUGCAGGCUUGUUGAAGGAAGCUUAUGAAUUCAUCCAAGCUAUGCCUCUUAUUCCACAUGCUGGGGUUUGGGGUGCCCUACUUGGUGCAUGCAAGAUGCAUGGCAAUGUUGAGCUUGCAGAACAUGCCAUCAAACACUUGAUUGAACUUGACGCUGAAGAUGGGGGUUACUUGGCAAUCAUGUCUAAUAUAUAUGCUAAUGCUGGUAGAUGGAAUGAUGUUGUGAAGGUGAGGGAGUUGAUGAAAGAGAAAGGAUCUUCGAAACUGCGUGGAUGUAGUUCUAUUGAGAUAGACGGUGAGAUUCAUGAGUUCGGUGUAGAGGAGAAUAUCCACCCUCGAGCCAAGGAAAUUUACAAAAUGAUAGAUGAGAUGUCCGAGCAGUUGAGGAUCGCAGGCCACGUAGCCAGCACAAAUGAAGUGUUCUUUGAUGUGGAAGAGGAAGAGAAGGAGAAGGCACUAUUUUUCCAUAGUGAGAAGUUGGCAAUUGCCUUCGGACUUAUUGCCACUAAAAAAGGGGUUACCAUACGCAUUGUGAAGAACUUGCGGGUCUGUGUUGACUGCCACUCUGCCAUAAAGAUCAUUUCGAGUAUUUUUGAUAGAGAGAUAGUGGUCAGGGAUAGAAGCCGAUUCCACCAUUUCAAGGACGGUUCAUGUUCUUGUGGGGAUUAUUGGUGACUCCUUUUAACUCGUAUUCACAUGGUAAUGGUUCAGAUUGAAUCCUAUUCCGAUGAAUGAUACAAUCCCAUCUGCGACUUCAAAUAUAAGAAGCAGAAGCUACAUCUUAGAUUUAAUGGUCUGGACAUUAUCAAAGAAAGGAGAAGCUUUGAAUACUAGAUUUGAAAACUAAUCAAAUGUUUACAUGGUAUACAAAAGAAAGCAUAUAUAGUAAAUGAAAGGGUAUUAUUUGUCUGUAGAUACAUUAAUUUCAUGACAUAGGAGUUCCCUAUUGUUUCUUCAAUGACCUAAGAUACAUCCUACAAUGCAAGAUUUAUGGUUUAGUCUC